Messenger RNA from Vicugna pacos (alpaca), 4438 nucleotides. RefSeq names its product myelin transcription factor 1 (gene MYT1). The record is from RefSeq and is a predicted model, not a curated record. Gene Ontology annotation, molecular function: DNA-binding transcription factor activity, RNA polymerase II-specific; zinc ion binding; RNA polymerase II cis-regulatory region sequence-specific DNA binding. Gene Ontology annotation, cellular component: nucleus. NCBI's taxonomy places the organism in Eukaryota, Metazoa, Chordata, Mammalia, Artiodactyla, Camelidae. Gene Ontology annotation, biological process: regulation of transcription by RNA polymerase II.
UGGGUAGCGUAUUUACAAAGGAGCCUCUCCGCCAGCCCGUGCCACCGCUGCUAAUGAGAGCGGUCAUUAAGUAAAUGAGACGUCGCCUUUAGCUGGCUUAGGAGUUCGCACACUAAAGGGAGAAGAUAUUUAAUUGAAACCCGCACACAGGCUCCCCACAUGUGACCGCUGGGAGGGAGGCAGCUGCCUCGCCUCUCCACCCCGUCCACCCUGCACCCCCAUGUAAAUUUCAUGAUUGCUUUCCGUGAUGUCAUUUUGAAGGAGGACAGACAAUAGCUGUGGGGAAAGAAAAUGAGUUCCGGGGGGAGCUGCUGAGUCAGAGGUGGACGCAAGGACACAAAGCCAACGACUGCAGGACCUCAAGACUCUUCCUGGGUGGACGUGGCAAGAUGAGCUUGGAAAACGAGGAAAAGAGAGCUCGAACAAGAUCCAAGGCCCUCCGAGCUCCCCCAGAGCCCACAGGUGCUGACCUCAGCUGUCCUACCCCAGGAUGCACAGGCUCAGGACACAUCCGGGGCAAGUACUCCAGGCACCGAAGUUUGCAGAGCUGCCCUCUGGCCAAGAAGAGGAAGCUGGAGGGUGCUGAGGCUGGGCACCUGGGGUCCAAGCGGAAGGCGCACCCCCUGAAGCUGGCGCUGGACGAGGGCUACGGCGUGGACAGCGACGGCAGUGAGGAUGCUGAGGUGAAGGACGCCUCUGUUUGGGAUGAAUCGGAAGGAACUGCGGAGGAGGACGAGGCGGAGACGUCAGGACCGGAGGAGAGUCAUCGCCCCGAGCCAGCUGAAGGAAAGAGCCCUGUCAAGGCUCAUUUCGGGUCCAAUCCCAUCAGCAGCCCCACGGGCUCCUCCAAGGGCAGCUACAGCAGCUAUCAGGAAAUCAUUGCAACUUCACUCCUAAAUUUGGGCCAAAUCGCUGAAGAGACCCUGGUUGGGGAAGGCUCUGGCCAGGCGGCCCAGCCAGGCCCCGGCUCCGUGCGCGAGGAGGAGGCUGAGGAAAGGGCUACCAGUGACGCGGGGGAGAAGGACGUCUUUAUCCAACCGGAGGAUGCCGAGGAGGUCAUCGAAGUCACCAGCGAGCGCUCCCAGGAGCUGUGUCCCCAGUCCCUGGAGGGUGUGGUCAGUGAGGAGCCCAGCAAGCAGAAAGUGGGCCUGAGUAACGAGGAGGAAGAGGAGGAGGAGGAGGAGGAGGAGGAGGAAGAGGAAGAUGAGGAGGAGGAGGACGAGGAGUUGGAUGAGGACGAGGAGGCCCCCCCAGACCUGAUCUGUCAAGAGGACCCCCCCUGCACCCCCACCCCAAAGGCCCCUGAGCCCCAGCACCCAUCACCUCCCAGUCCCACGCCUGAGCGCUCUGUCAUAGUGGAGGUGCACUCGGACGAGGACUCGCGCUCCCAGAAGUCCACGGUCACGGACGAGUCGGAGAUGUAUGACAUGAUGACCCGCGGGAACCUGGGCCUCCUGGAGCAGGCCAUCGCCCUGAAGGCAGAGCAGGUGCGGGCUAUCUGUGAGCCGGGCUGCCCAGCCGCGGAGCAAGGCCCGCUGGGUCCAGGGGAGCCAGGGAAGGUGGCCAGGCCCCCAGAUGGCGUGCGAAAGAACUACUGCAGCAAAGAUCCCUCAAGAGCUGAGAAGCGUGAGAUCAAGUGUCCGACGCCAGGCUGUGAUGGCACUGGCCACGUCACGGGGCUGUACCCGCACCACCGCAGCCUAUCUGGUUGUCCCCACAAGGACCGGAUCCCCCCAGAGAUCUUGGCCAUGCACGAGAACGUGCUCAAGUGCCCCACCCCCGGCUGCACCGGCCAGGGCCACGUCAACAGCAACCGCAACACCCACAGGAGUUUGUCUGGGUGUCCCAUUGCUGCUGCAGAAAAAUUAGCCAAAUCUCACGAGAAGCAACAACCACAGACGGGAGACCCUUCCAAGAGCAGUUCCAAUUCAGAUCGGAUCCUCAGGCCCAUGUGCUUCGUGAAGCAGCUUGAGGUCCCUCCAUAUGGAAGCUAUCGGCCCAGCGUGGCCCCUGCCACACCCAGGGCCAACCUGGCCAAGGAGCUGGAGAAGUUCUCCAAGGUCACCUUCGACUACGCAAGUUUUGAUGCUCAGGUUUUUGGCAAGCGCAUGCUUGCCCCAAAGAUUCAGACCAGCGAAACCUCACCUAAAGCCUUUAAAUGCUUCGACUACACGCACGACGCAGAGGCUGCCCACAUGGCUGCCACCGCCAUCCUGAACCUCUCCACGCGCUGCUGGGAAAUGCCUGAGAACCUCAGCACAAAGCCGCAGGACCUGCCCAGCAAGGCUGUGGACAUCGAGGUGGAUGAGAACGGAACCCUGGACUUGAGCAUGCACAAGCACCGCAAGCGGGAAAACGCCUUCCCUGGCGGUGGUGGCAGCCCCGGCGUGAAGUCACCAGAGGCCUCCCAGCGCCAGAGCAGCACCAGCGCCCCCAGCAGCUCCAUCACCUCCCCCCCAUCCAGCCACGCCUCCCGCCAGGACGAGUGGGACCGGCCUCUGGACUACACGAAGCCCAGCCGCCAGCGAGAGGAGGAGCCUGAGGAGUCAGAGCCAGCAGCCCAUUCUUUUGCUUCUUCUGAAGCAGAUGACCAGGAAGUGUCGGAAGAGACUUUUGAGGAGCGGAAGUACCCUGGGGAGGUCACCCUGACCAACUUUAAGCUGAAGUUUCUCUCCAAGGACAUAAAGAAGGAGCUGCUCACCUGUCCCACCCCCGGCUGUGACGGCAGUGGCCACAUCACCGGGAACUAUGCCUCCCACCGCAGCCUCUCUGGUUGCCCUCUUGCUGACAAGAGCCUCAGAAACCUCAUGGCUGCCCAUUCUGCUGACCUCAAGUGCCCCACGCCCGGCUGCGAUGGCUCUGGCCACAUAACGGGGAACUACGCUUCGCACCGGAGCCUGUCAGGCUGCCCCCGUGCCAAGAAGAGUGGAGCCAAGGCGACGCCUGCAAAGGACGACAAGGAGGACCCUGAGCUAAUGAAGUGCCCAGUUCCAGGCUGUGUGGGGCUUGGCCACAUCAGCGGCAAAUACGCCUCUCACAGGAGUGCGUCGGGCUGCCCCCUGGCUGCCCGGAGGCAGAAAGAGGGCUCCCUCAAUGGCUCGUCCUUCUCCUGGAAGUCUCUGAAGAAUGAGGGGCCCACAUGCCCCACUCCAGGCUGCGAUGGCUCUGGCCACGCCAAUGGGAGCUUCCUCACCCACCGGAGCUUGUCUGGCUGCCCUAGAGCGACCUUUGCUGGAAAAAAGGGAAAACUCUCAGGGGACGAGGUUCUCAGCCCAAAAUUCAAGACAAGUGAUGUGCUGGAGACCGAUGAGGAGAUCAAGCAGCUGAACCAGGAGAUCCGUGACCUGAACGAGUCCAACUCGGAGAUGGAGGCAGCCAUGGUGCAGCUGCAGUCCCAGAUCUUGUCCAUGGAGAAGAGCCUGAAGACCAUCGAGGAGGAGAACAGGCUCAUUGAGGAGCAGAAUGAGGCCCUGUUUCUGGAGCUGUCGGGCCUGAGCCGAGCCCUCAUCCGAAGCCUCGCCAACAUCCGCCUUCCGCACAUGGAGCCAAUAUGCGAGCAGAAUUUUGACGCCUACGUAAGCACCCUUACCGACAUGUACUCCAACCAGGAGUGCUACCAGAACCCGGAGAACAAGGACCUCCUGGAGAGCAUCAAGCAGGCUGUGAGGGGGAUCCAGGUCUAGGCCUCCCUGUUCGGGGAGCCACCAUGCUGACCCCGGGGCGCCGGGCACCCACUCAGCUCCACUGUUUACCUCCCUUGCCCGGCCCUCCCGGUGGAGAUUUCCAACUUACAGUGACUCCUAGCUGGCAGCCCCGGGCAGCCUCGGUGGCCACCCGGAGGGGCUGGGCCUGGAAAGCCGUAUCUUCCUCGAUGCGAUGCGCUUUGCCAGGCCAGAGCCUGGGCCUCUCCACGCAAGUGCAGGUGCACGAAGGGUUACAAGUGAUUUGUUUUUGCUUCUGGAGUCUCCAGUGGAAGCUCAUGGACAAGGUUCUCAGGGAAGUUUUGGAGUUCGCAACCACAGUAUUGCUUUGUCUGUCGAGGCGGGAGGGCAGCCGUGGGCCGGGGCGGGUCGUGCGUGUGUCAUGUCAGCCUGGAGCGUGCCCGUGUGCCUGCUUGGUGCAGCCACUGUGGCAAGUGUGUUUUCUGUUGUCCUUUAAUUCAGUUUUAUGUUAAGGAUGGAAAAAAGCAACGUUCCAGAGGGUAGGUUAGGAAUAUGCCUGCAGCCCACUGUCAGCUCAAGGAAGCUAACCUGGGACCCUUGAAAGUUCCAACCGGAAGCUCCUCUGUCUGGGUGCUGUGGCCUGAGCCCAUACAGACACUGCGGCCUGGGGUCAUGCUCCCUCUUGAGGUCUGGGUCAGGGCCGGGGCCUCUGGCUCUGCAUGCGCCCGCCCAGACCCAGACCCAGACCCAUCACUGCCGCGUGCCCCGGGUCACAG